ACAGCCGGACAGCCCACCCCUGAACCAGAAGGGGAGCUGCCUCAUCCUCCUCGAAGCAGUGAGAGGCUCUCGCUCCUCCUCUCGACGCCUCCUCCCCGUCCUCGCGCCGACGCGUCCGUUCGGUCCUCGGCAGUUGGCACGGAGGAGCUGCCCCGCGUGCGCUCCCCAUGCUUCUGCAGCGUGGGGCCCCUCCCUGCGCUCCGCGGGCUCCGUCCAGUGGGCUCUGCGGAGGCGGCAGCUCUCCGGCGGCGCAAUGCUGCAUCCCCCUCAGCUGGGCAUGCUUCCUGCGGCCGACCAAGGAGAAUAGCAGAGGGGCUCUCAGUUACCAGAUGAAAAACUGCAGAUUGAGGCCAGCCUUUGCUUUGGAAACUGGUGGGCCAUCUAACACUGAUGGCCAAGAUUUUGAUGAGGACAGUGGCUUCCUUGGUAGGACAAGGCUGGGCAGACUCAUCCAAGCCGCUGGAAGGGAGCUACUUGAAAAGCUGAACUCUGGCAGUACCAACUCCCCCACAAAGAUAUUCCUCGUCCUCCUUGGCUUCUACACUGCCAACGCCUUGGCAACAAUACUAGGGCAGACUGGCGACUGGGAUGUUCUUGUUGCUGCUGUUGUAGUGGCUGCCAUUGAGGGAAUUGGCAUGCUUAUGUACAGAAAACCAAUCGCCAGGCCUCCUGGGAGGCUUCAGAAAUUGAUUUCGAUGGUGAACUACUGGAAAGCCGGUGUAUGUCUGGGCCUUUUCGUGGACGCCUUCAAGGUGGGUAGCUGAGUUACGCUGUCAUCUUCUGCUAUGUGCCUACAAGUAAUGUUGGUGGUACACUGGGAUCAUGAUAACACCAGGAUAUGGUUCCGCGAUAGCCAUUGCCUAUUGCUCAAAUUUUAGUAUUGUUACAUUUGGCUCGAAUUCUGGAACAGAUGGCUGCUGUUGAAGCUAUUUGAUUUCUUCAAAGUUGUCGAGAUGUUUGGAGCAGAUAUUAUUCUUUUUUUUGCUAAGUGCUGCAAGCUGUUAAGCAUUAUUUGGCCUGUAAAGUGUAUAUAUGCUGUACUUCUUGACUUCCAUGUCAUAUAACCCUAAUCUAAUAUGCAUUUGUGCUUAUUCGGAGAA
Messenger RNA from Setaria italica (foxtail millet), 1100 nucleotides. RefSeq names its product ycf20-like protein. The transcript is spliced from 2 exons. The record is from RefSeq and is a predicted model, not a curated record. Lineage: Eukaryota; Viridiplantae; Streptophyta; Magnoliopsida; Poales; Poaceae. Bases 168 to 764 code for a protein of 198 amino acids.